CAGCCCAAGGGAAAGAAGGCAAAGGGGAAGAAGGUGGCCCCCGCCCCUUCGGUGGCCAAGAAACAGGAGGUCAAGAAAGUAGUAAACCCCCUAUUCGAGAAGAGGCCGAAGAACUUUGGCAUCGGCCAGGAUAUUCAGCCAAAGCGUGACUUGACGCGCUUUGUGAAAUGGCCUCGCUACAUCCGCCUGCAAAGGCAGCGCGCCAUCCUCUACAAGCGCCUGAAGGUGCCCCCCGCCAUCAACCAGUUCACUCAGGCUUUGGACCGACAGACGGCCACUCAGCUGUUCAAACUGGCACACAAGUACAGGCCCGAGACCAAGCAGGAGAAGAAGAAGAGGUUGCUGGCCCGCGCUGAACAGAAGGCAGCCGGCAAAGGAGACACCCCUACCAAGAGGCCCCCUGUCCUUCGUGCCGGUGUCAACACCGUCACAUCACUGGUGGAGAGCAAGAAGGCCCAGCUGGUGGUCAUCGCCCACGACGUGGAUCCCAUCGAGUUGGUGGUCUUCCUUCCCGCACUCUGUCGCAAGAUGGGCGUCCCUUACUGCAUCGUGAAAGGAAAAGCGCGCCUGGGCAAGCUGGUGCACAGGAAGACGUGCACCUCAGUGGCCUUCACGCAGACCAACCCCGAGGACAAAGGUGCCCUCGCCAAGCUCGUGGAGGCCGUCAAGACCAAUUACAACGACAGAUAUGAAGAGAUCCGUCGUCACUGGGGAGGCAACAUCAUGGGUCCCAAGUCCACUGCUCGCAUCGCAAAGCUUGAGAAAGCCAAAGCCAAAGAGUUGGCUACCAAGCUUGGUUAA
Molecule: messenger RNA, 801 nt
Organism: Nerophis lumbriciformis (worm pipefish)
Lineage: Eukaryota; Metazoa; Chordata; Actinopteri; Syngnathiformes; Syngnathidae
Source: RefSeq, a predicted model, not a curated record